AUUCCACCCUUUAUUCUUCCUUUCUGUUCCGCCUCUUCUCUCUCCUUCUCUCUCUCUCCACCGCCGUGUGGGCGUCGUUUCUCUCCGUUGGAACUCACACUCUCAAACCCUACAACGUGUUUCUUGAAUUCACGGACAAUCGAUUCGGGGGGUCUGCGCUUCUGUCAUCGGAUUUCAAAAUUUUCCAGAAAUUCUGCUAGAAUGGCAAGCUCUACCACCAGCAAUGUUUAUAUCCACGUCAUCGAGGACGUCAUCAACAAGGUCCGCGAUGAGUUCAUCAACAACGGCGGCCCAGGCGAGGGCGUACUCAAUGAGCUGCAAGGAUUAUGGGAACUGAAGAUGAUGCAAGCUGGAGCAAUUUUGGGUCCCAUAGACAGGUCGGCAACGCAAAAGUCAGGGGCAGGUGGUCCUAUCACGCCUAAUCCUGUGCAUGAUCUCAACGUACCCUAUGAAGGCACUGAGGAGUAUGAGCCUCCAACUGCUGAUUUACUCGUUCCCCCUACUCCAUUGCAGACUCCUAUGCAGACACCAUUGCCAGGAACUGCACAGACACCAUUACCAGGAAUGGCACAGACGCCAUUGCCUGGAACAGCACCAACUCCUCUUCCUGGAAGUGAUAGUAGUUCAUUGUAUAACAUCCCCACUGGUGGCACCCCAAUCACUCCCAAUGAGUAUACAUCUACUAAUGAAAACGGUGUUCCUGAGGUAAAAGCUGGACCUGGAAGACCUAGCCCCUAUAUGCAGCCACCUUCGGCUUGGAUAAACCAAAGGCCUCCGCUUGAUGUGAAUGUUGCUUAUGUGGAAGGCCGGGAAGAGAGUGAGAGGGGAGCCCCUCAUCAGCCAACAACUCAGGACUUUUUCAUUUCUUCCGGAAAGCGUAAACGUGAUGACUUGCCUCCUCAGUACCGUGCUGGUGGAUACAUCCCACAACAAGAUGGAGCGGGAGACAAUAUAUCAGAUGAGGACAAUCGAUCACAGAAUUUAAAGGUGGUUCAAGGGGGUAACCAACAAAUGUUUUUUCAAGUGGGGACAAUGUCUUCUAGGAUUCCUCAGUUGGAUGGUCCAAUACCUGAUCCAUAUGAUGAUGUGCUUUCGACACCCAAUAUAUAUAAUUAUCAAGGAGUUGUCAAUGAAGACUACAAUAUAGUGAACACGCCUAUGCCAAAUGAGAUGCACGCAGCAACUCCUGCUCCUGUUCAGAAUGACACUGGAGAUGAUGAUGAUGAUGAACCCUUGAAUGAAGAUGAUGAUGAUGAUCUAGAUGAUGUGGACCAAGGGGAGGAUCUGAACACGACACAUUUGGUUCUCGCUCAGUUUGACAAGGUUACAAGAACCAAGAGCAGGUGGAAAUGCACAUUGAAGGAUGGCAUUAUGCACAUAAAUAAUAAGGACAUUCUGUUCAACAAGGCCACCGGAGAAUUUGACUUCUAAUUUUGUUCGAGAAAUGCCAAAUGGCGGCCACGCUCAGUUCAGGAAAACCAGAGAUAUUUCUUAUCUUUUUUAUAUUGUCUUUGGUCUCAUAUUGAAUGAGGACUCGAGAAAAUCAGAAUGAGUUGUGAUGGCCACAUGUACAUACAGAGUUUUGGCUCCAGUGGAUUGAGUUUAAAGCUCAAGUAUCUUGACUCAUGUAAAAUUUCAUUUACGUAUCCUUUGAAGAUUUUGUUAUUGAUGCCAAUUUUACUUUGUAUUAGUAACAAUUACGCUCGCACUUGAUGUGGUAAAUUACGUCUCAUAUCUUUGUGGUUUUCCA
Sesamum indicum (sesame) is the source of this 1750-nucleotide messenger RNA. Its product is annotated as transcription initiation factor IIA large subunit. Gene Ontology annotation, biological process: transcription by RNA polymerase II; transcription initiation at RNA polymerase II promoter. Gene Ontology annotation, cellular component: transcription factor TFIIA complex. NCBI's taxonomy places the organism in Eukaryota, Viridiplantae, Streptophyta, Magnoliopsida, Lamiales, Pedaliaceae. The record is from RefSeq and is a predicted model, not a curated record.